Diuraphis noxia (Russian wheat aphid) is the source of this 1585-nucleotide messenger RNA. It is a transcript of the gene Galphai, whose product is annotated as G protein alpha i subunit. The record is from RefSeq and is a predicted model, not a curated record. NCBI's taxonomy places the organism in Eukaryota, Metazoa, Arthropoda, Insecta, Hemiptera, Aphididae. Gene Ontology annotation, molecular function: G-protein beta/gamma-subunit complex binding; GTPase activity; G protein-coupled receptor binding. Gene Ontology annotation, cellular component: cytoplasm; heterotrimeric G-protein complex. Gene Ontology annotation, biological process: adenylate cyclase-modulating G protein-coupled receptor signaling pathway.
ACAGCCCCACGACGAUAUUAUUAUUGUAAUAUUAUAUAUUCAUAUGACAUAUAUUCAAAUAUUAUGUAAUUAUUAAAUGGUUAUUUAGACCGGAWAACAAUAAUAAUAAUAAUAACCAGGGAAUACGGUGACGUUGGAGUAACCGUGGUCAAUGACGAAUCGGCCGAAAACGCGCUACGAUAACGACUGUUUACAUCGUGAUUCACGGCGGGCGACUGUUACAAACCGUAAUCAGUAAUCAAGGAAUGUGUGAUAUCUUUUUCGGUGGAUCGUAAAGUAUUUCGUUUUUUUUUCACACGUCGUCCUCGUUUGCUCGUGUUUUUUCUAUUCUAUGUUUAUCGUUUUCAUGAAUUCCUCAACCGACGAACGACAUAUUUUUUAGUUUAGUCCGAUUGCCUUACAUCCGACCCACCCGUUGCUGUGCGUACCUACGCGUCCGACGCACUUAUUGUUUACCUAGUUGAUUCGGUUGGAGCGGUUUUUGAAAUAUUGUUUUCGUGACGUUCGUUUUUCGUCUACGAUGGGUUGCACGAUAAGUUCGGGCGAGAAGGAGGCGGUGGAGCGAUCGAAAAAAAUCGACAAGUCGCUCCGAGCCGACGGYGAGAAAGCGGCGAGAGAAGUGAAACUGUUAUUGUUGGGUGCUGGUGAAUCUGGAAAAAGUACUAUUGUAAAACAAAUGAAAAUUAUCCAUGAGACAGGUUAUUCUAAAGAAGAAUGUGAACAGUAUAGACCUGUGGUAUUCAGCAAUACAAUCCAAAGUUUAAUGGCAAUUAUACGAGCAAUGGGAAUUUUAAGAAUUGAUUUUUCAGAUCCUAGUAGAACGGAAAAUGCCCGUCAAUUUUUUUCUUUAGCUAGUGCUACUGAAGAAGGUGAACUUACUCCAGACUUAGUUAAACUAAUGAAAAGACUAUGGGCAGAUUCUGGUGUGCAAGAAUGUUUUUUGCGCUCAAGAGAAUAUCAACUAAACGAUUCUGCUGCUUAUUAUUUAAAUGCUUUGGAUAGAAUAUCACUACCUAAUUAUGUACCUACACAACAGGAUGUGUUGCGGACAAGAGUAAAAACAACUGGUAUCAUUGAAACAAAUUUUUCAUUUAAAGGAUUAAAUUUUAAAAUGUUUGAUGUUGGAGGUCAAAGAUCAGAGAGAAAAAAGUGGAUUCAUUGUUUUGAAGGUGUUACUGCUAUAAUAUUUUGUGUGGCUCUAUCAGGUUAUGAUUUAGUAUUAGCUGAAGAUGAAGAAAUGAAUAGAAUGAUUGAGUCUAUGAAAUUAUUUGAUUCAAUUUGUAACAGCAAAUGGUUUGUUGACACAUCAAUUAUAUUAUUUUUGAACAAAAAAGAUUUAUUUGAAGAAAAAAUCAGAAGAAGUCCUCUAAAUUCAUGUUUUCCAGAAUAUAUGGGUUCUAAUAAUUAUGAAGAAGCCGCUGCUUAUAUACAAAUGAAAUUUGAAAGUUUAAAUAAAAGAAAAGAUCAAAAAGAAAUUUAUACUCAUUUCACUUGCGCCACUGACACAAACAAUAUACAAUUUGUUUUUGAUGCUGUUACUGAUGUGAUCAUCAAAAAUAAUCUCAAAGAUUGUGGUCUUUUUUAG